AUGUCGGGCCGCAUCCCCAACGUCAGCACGCGGAUCGUGCCGAAGAACAUCGCGCUCCCCGAGACCGGCAGUUGCUUCGACACGACUGCGGUGAUCCCCAAGCGACGCACGCACGAGAAGGUGAACGACGCGGAGCACAUCAGCGCCUUCUCCUUGUCGAAGCCGUCGAAGCCACACACCACCGACUCGUUCCUUCGCAAGGGCCAAGGAACAGGAGGGACGGUCGAUCUGGAGAAAACGCUCAAGGGAGACAAACAUGAAGGCGGUUCUCCUCGCUCGCGGCACCAGCAACCGGUAGCAUUUAGGGAACGCUCCAACCCGCCGGACACUUCGUUCAGAAGGUUCUACGAGCGCGGUGACCUACCGAUUCAGAUUGACCACGGCGGCGUGCGCAACAUGGUCGCAUGGAAAGUGGACAUCACGAAGCUCGAUUUCCACCACUACCUUCCGAUUUUCUUCGAUGGACUGCGCGAGGUGGAGGAGCCCUACGCGUUCCUGUCGGAGCAAGGCAUCAAGGACAUGCUCAUCAACGCCAGCAACAAAGUGCUGCCUGUGAUCCCGCAGCUUAUCAUCCCCAUCAAAAACGCUCUCAACACGCGCAACGCCGGCAUCAUCGUCAAGACGCUGCACAUUCUACAGCUCAUGGUGACCUGCGAGGCCGCGGCACAGCCAGGUAGCGGCCCGGGACUCAUCGGCCAGGCACUUGUGCCGUACUACCGGCAGAUUCUCCCCGUACUCAACAUUUUCAUUCGCAAGAACGACAACAUUGGUGACGCUAUCGACUACGGCCAGCGCAAGCAGCUGAAUAUGGGCGACCUCAUCCAGCAGACGCUCGAGAUCAUGGAGUCACACGGCGGCGACGAUGCCUUCAUCAACAUCAAGUACCUCGUCCCCACCUACCAGAGCGUGUGCGUCGGAUAG
Phytophthora sojae is the source of this 921-nucleotide messenger RNA. RefSeq lists its product as hypothetical. The coding region runs from base 1 to 921 and encodes 306 amino acids. The record is from RefSeq and is a predicted model, not a curated record. The transcript has 7 exons. Gene Ontology annotation, molecular function: Hsp90 protein binding; Hsp70 protein binding. NCBI's taxonomy places the organism in Eukaryota, Oomycota, Peronosporomycetes, Peronosporales, Peronosporaceae.